CCUGAGUAGCUCCCAGGUCUGUCUACCCUCAGUGCAGCAGCAGGCCAGCACAGCUGAGCAGAGGCUCCAGGCAGGGUAGCCAGCCAGGAGGCCCCGAAGCCUUCUCAGAACCUCCCCUGGUACCAGAGCUUUUGGCCGAUUGGGUUAUGUUGCCUGCGGGCUGACAGCUGGAGAGUGAGAGUCACAGAAAGAGUGACAAAGCGCCAACCAACCAUGGACACUCCAGAUAAGGAGGACUAUGAAGCUGCUAUGAGGGAGAAUCUGGGCCUGGAGAACUAUGAAGAUCCUGAGCAGAAGCUAUCAGAUGUUGCACUGGGCGAGCAAGACAGAGACAGAGGCCAAGUGGGUUUGCAGGACAGCACCUCACGCCCUGGCAAGAGGAGGGUGUGGAAUCCCUUCCGCCAGUACUUGUCCGGUCGCAAAACAGCUUAUGACCUGAAUAAGAGGAGGAGAAUGGAGUUGGGGCCCCUGGGCAAGGCAGGAGAAUAUCAGAGGCGUGAUGGCAAUGGGCAGAGUUCCUCCUCAUUAGAUGGGAACCACAAACCAUCAGAGAGCAACAAGGGCACCCGCCUGACCAGCUCCAGCUGGAAGACCCAUGAGGCAUAUGUGGAGUUGCAAGAACUGGUCAUGGACAGAAACAAGGAGCUGUGCUGGAUGGAGGCUGGCCAUUGGAUCAAGCUGGAGGAGGACUUUAAGGAGGAAAGACAAUGGGGGAGGCCGCAUCUCUCAUUCUUGACCUUCCACAGCCUGCUGGAGGUGCACAGGGCCUUCAAGAAAGGUACCAUCCUCCUUGACCUGGAUGAGAGGAGCCUGGCAGGCAUUACCAACAAGCUGAUAGACCAAAUGAUCUAUGAAGGUCGGCUGAAGCUCCAGGACAGGGAGGAGGUCCUGAGAGCCCUGCUUCUCAAGCGCAGACACCCCAGUGAGUCUGAAUCUCUAAGGACCCUAUCCCCAGGCCAACUGCAGCGACCUGGCUCAAAGGACAUUGAGCCAUCUCAACCCCUAAUGCAAAAACAAGAGCAGAUUGAGAUGGAGACAUUCACCAUCCCAGAACAGGAAGAGCCCAGCACAUCUGCCAGUGGAGACAAUCACAGGAGGCAGCUCCAGGAGGGGAUCCCAGAGGAUGCUGAGGCCACAUUAGUUCUUGUGGGAUGUGCCACCUUCCUAGACCACCCCACCUUGGCCUUUGUACGCCUCAAGGAAGCUGUGGAACUGGACUCAGCCUUGGAAGUGCCUCUCCCUGUGAGGUUCCUCUUCAUGGUGCUGGGGCCUGAAUCCCCACAUACCAGCUACCAUGAAAUUGGGCGGGCUAUCUCCACCAUGAUGUCUGAAAUGGUGUUUCGUCGGGACGCCUACCUGGCACAGGAGCGCCAGGACCUGAUAAAGGGAGUGGAGGAGUUCCUGCAGUGCAGCAUUGUCCUGCCACCCUCUGAGAUCCAGAACGAGCAACUUCUUAAGGAUCUGGUGCCUCUGCAGAGGGAACUGCUGAAGAAGAGGUACCUGCCAGUGGAGAAGAAGCCAGAGCUGGAGAUUGAAAAGGACGUGGAUAUAGACCUCAAAGCCAAGGGCCUCACUGAUGACAAAAAUCUCCUGAUUCGGACUGGCCGGCCGUUUGGGGGCCUGGUGAAUGACAUCAAGCGCCGCUACCCCAAAUACCUCAGCGAUAUCAAGGAUGCCCUCAGCCCACAGUGUCUGGCUGCUGCUAUUUUCAUUUACUUUGCUGCACUCUCGCCUGCUAUCACCUUUGGGGGCCUGCUGGAUGAGAAAACAAAUUCUGAAAUAAAUGUCCCAGGAGUCCUGAUCUCCACGGCUGUGCAGAGCUUUAUUUUCUGCCUCCUUGGUGCCCAGCCCCUGUUGGUGAUUGGCUUCUCAGGUCCUCUGCUGGUCUUUGAAGAAGCUUUUUAUCAGUUCUGUAAGACCCAAAGUCUGCCGUACACCGUAGGCCGCGUUUGGAUCGGCUUCUGGCUUAUCAUCCUGGUGGUGGUGAUGGUAGCUUGUGAGGGCAGCAUCCUGGUGCGCUACAUCUCACGUUACACCCAGGAGAUCUUCUCCUUCCUCAUCUCCUUCAUCUUCAUCUUUGAGACCUUCUCCAAGCUUGUCAAGAUUUUCAGGGAACACCCUUUGAGAGAGAGUUACAACAAGACCAGUUCUAUAAACUCCAAACGCAUCCUACAGCCCAACACAGCUCUGCUCUCCCUGCUCCUCAUGGCUGGCACCUUCUUCAUUGCCUACUUCCUGCGCAAAUUCAAGAAUAGCAGCUUCUUGCCAGGCAAGAUCCGGCGUGUGAUUGGAGACUUCGGAGUGCCCAUUGCCAUUUUCACCAUGGUGUUGAUAGACUUCUUCAUUGAGGGCACGUACACGCAGAAACUGAGUGUUCCUAAAAACUUACAGAGCUCCAAUUCCAGUGAUCAGGGCUGGAUUAUUCAUCCACUGGGACCACAACGUGAUUUCCCAAUCUGGAUGAUGUUUGCUGCUUCUGUCCCUGCUCUCCUGGUCUUCAUCCUGAUUUUCCUGGAGACACAAAUCACAACGUUGAUUGUGAGCAAGCCCGAGAGGAAGCUGGUGAAGGGUUCGGGUUUCCACCUGGACCUGCUCCUGAUUGUUGGCAUGGGAGGCAUAGUACCACUCUUUGGUAUGCCCUGGCUCUCUGCCACUACAGUGAGGACCAUCACUCAUGCCAAUGCCCUGACUGUGAUGACCAAGAGCACUUAUCCAGGGGAGAAGGUCCAAGUCCAGGAGGUCAAGGAGCAGAGGAUCACUGGGCUCCUGGUAGCCAUUCUUGUAGGUGUCUCCAUCUUCUUGGAGCCCAUCCUGAAACUGAUCCCACUGGCUGUGCUCUUCGGGAUAUUCCUCUACAUGGGGGUGACCUCCCUGUAUGGGAUCCAGCUCUUCGACCGCAUUCUGCUAUUUCUGAAGCCACCCAAGUACCACCCAGAUGAGCCCUAUGCCAAAAGGGUAAAGACCUGGCGGAUGCACUUGUUCACCUUCAGCCAGAUCAUAUGCCUGGCUGUCCUGUGGGCAGUGAAGUCCAGCAAGGGCUCCCUGGCCUUGCCCUUUGUCCUCAUCCUGACUGUGCCUCUGCGUCGCUUCCUGCUCCCCAGGAUCUUCCAGGAUAUUGAACUCAAGUGUCUGGAUGCAGAUGAUGCUGUGGUGACCUUCGAUGAGAUAGAGGGCCAGGAUGUGUACGAUGAAGUGCAGAUGCCCAUCUAAGCCCCCAAUCCACAUGUGUCCUCCAGAUGAGGAACAAUGGGCUCUUUUCCUUCACUGGGCUUUCCACAGAAUGCCCAGAGCCUGGCUUCACAGUAUUGAUCAUUUGUGUCUGUGCGUGUAUAUGUGUGUAUGCAGCCCAUACCUUCCCUCAUGGCAUCCUGCAUACACACAUGUGCAUAGGCACAUACAUGAGGCUUCCAAGGAAUCCACAUAGCUAUACCACACUCUUUAGAUUGGCUCCAGAUGUCAUAGGCUUGUAAAAACAUACGCUAAGAUUUUGAGGACAUAGCUGCAUUAGACUGGUUGAAAUGAGAACCCAACGCCUGAUCUCUGGACUCCUAUUAGUGUUAGCUCUGCAGCUAGAUAACCUAAGAAUGUGUAUCUCUUCUUGUUUCCUUCCUGUGGCUUGUAGUCUUCUGAUGUUCUCACGCUCCAGUGCUGUGAGGAAGGAGGCUUGCCUCCUUGCCUGGAACAUGCAUGUAUGCAUCUGUACACACAUGAUCUGGAGCUCCCUUUGGCCCAGUCCCUGGGAGCAAUGAGCUCUUUUGUCAGAAAUCUUCCUCCCAACAGCAGAGUGAUUUGUAGCCCCUGGCACUGGAGUGCAUAAACCAAACCAAAGACGAGACACCUCACAGCAUGAGGACCAAAAAGCAUGGGUCAGCAUUUCUCCCACCCAGCAGAAGAUGGACGCUUCAGAAAAGACCAACGAGAAGGUGAGCAAAGGUGUAGAGAAGAUCCUUCAAGAGGUCCUAGUGGCAGCUUUGCAGUGGCAGUCACCCGUUCCACAGAUAACCCUGGUGCCUAUGGGCUAGACAUAGUUUAGGGAGAACAACACCCAGGCUGUCACAACAGCAGCUUAGGACUAAACAACCCCCAGCCCACCCAGGGAACCUGGGUCCCACUUUCAACCUUCUGCAUAGCAAUGGGAGGGGGGAGUCAGGCAGGAUGAACCCAGGAGCCUGUGACUAGAGUGCAUUCUCCCUGACUUUCCGUCCAAGCCUUCUCCCAAGCUAACUUUGGUGCUCAGUAGCGUGAGGGCUCUGCUCAGACAGGACCAUUCUCACUAGAUAGGCUAACAACCCCCUUUGCCAUCAGCAUAGGGCUGGGUAAGCUUCUGGUCUACUCACAUGCUCCAGCAUCCUCCCACUCCCCCUCUUAAUACUCCCACAGGUGCUGAAAAGGGAGUGCCAUCUCCAGACUGAGGCAGACUCCCUGGCCUGGCCCAGGCUGCUAUGCUAUCAAGUUGUGUUCAGAUCCUGCUUGAGGGAGGGAGGGUGUCUCUUGGGACAUGGCUCUGAUGCAAUGCAGCAUCUCUUACCUAGGGCCAAGUGAGUUAUAGUAUAAGCAAGUGGGGCAGCCACUGAAUGCAGCUGGGCUUGCAUUUGCUUACACUCAGGCUCUGUUCAAAUUAUAACCAGGCACUGGUGCUCUUCUUCCAUUUGUACAGAGGCCGCUUUUGCUUUCUGCUGGCUUGAGCAGGGUUUGUGGGACAUGCUGAGCAAGGCUGAAAUCCUUCUGCCAGGUCUGUUGUGCUCAGCACAUUGAAGGACCUAGCCUGAGGCUCAGUACCAUACCUAGACUUCUGGCAGCCCCAGGCAAACUUUUAGUAUUGGGUCCCCUUUCGCCAGAGAUAAUAAUCAGACAACAGAAAAAAAUGACCAUUUUUGGGCCCCCUUUCUGUCCGGGCCCCAGGCAGCCUCCCAGUUUGCCCAUGCCUGUGUCCAGCUCUGCCUAGGCUCAGUUCUUUCCCCAGCUCUCCAGAUUCAAGCCCUCCAAUAUGCAAAGAGCCUGAAGCAAAACGGCACUGCUCUUUGCCUCACUGCUUUUUGCCUUGUGCACCUCCACUGAUAGGAUCAGACUAGUGCAGUGCUGUAUCAGGCCCUCAGGCUAGUAACUGCCCCAGGUUUAACCCCAUGCACGCUGGUUUGUUUGAUUGAUUGAUUUAGUGUGGAAUAUAGAUCUGGGGCCAGUCCUCAACUGGCAUAAAUUAGCAUCAUUCCAUUGGCAUCAAAGGGCUCGAUGCUAGUUCACACAAACCAAAGAUCUGGUC
Molecule: messenger RNA, 5260 nt
Organism: Alligator sinensis (Chinese alligator)
Lineage: Eukaryota; Metazoa; Chordata; Crocodylia; Alligatoridae
Gene: SLC4A1
Product: solute carrier family 4 member 1 (Diego blood group)
Exons: 22
Coding region: 214-3210 (998 amino acids)
Biological process (GO): bicarbonate transport; regulation of intracellular pH; monoatomic anion transport
Cellular component (GO): basolateral plasma membrane; plasma membrane
Molecular function (GO): bicarbonate transmembrane transporter activity; monoatomic anion transmembrane transporter activity; solute:inorganic anion antiporter activity
Source: RefSeq, a predicted model, not a curated record